CUUUCCCCUAUUGGAAACGAGCCCUCCAUGUUUCUCUCUCUUAUCUCCAUUUUCUACGUCAAAUCCCUCUCUCUCUCUCUCUCGCACAGGAUCAACGAAUCGCCGUCCGGUACUCCGCCGUCGCCUCCUCCUCUGAUUCUUCCGGUUUCGAAGCUUCAAUUAAACACGGUUCCGAUACCCUAAUCAAUGAUUUUUUCGGUUUCGGAGGCUCUCUUUGUUGAUUUUAUUCGUUUCUUCUGCUAAUUAGGAGUUCCACCUAAAUUGCUCCUCUAGGGUUUGGAGGAUUAGCCAAUAUUUGCCAUUGCAUUUCGGACCGAACAACAAGUUGAGAGGGUAGGGUUCUUUCCAUCACUUGUUAAAGGAUUUGGGAAAUUCUUUAAUUAAUUCGCGUUGGGAACUUGAGAUCGAUUGUGUUCAAGACUGGGGAAUAGAGGUUGCAAUAAGGAGGAUAAUGUGUAUACUUUGUGUGAUCCAGAAGUGGUCCCGGAGGAUUGCUACCAUGUUGCCGUGGCUAGUAAUUCCACUUAUUGGGCUGUGGGCUCUGUCGCAGCUAUUGCCCCCUGCGUUCCGGUUUGAAAUCACGUCUCCAAGGCUUGCUUGUGUCCUCGUUCUGUUGGUAACCUUGUUCUGGUACGAGGUUUUGAUGCCUCAACUGUCAGCAUGGCGGAUCAGGAGGAAUGCUAGGCUUAGGGAGAAGAAGAGGUCUGAGGCUAUUGAAAUGCAGAAAUUGAGGAAGACUGCUACCAGGAGAUGUAGGAAUUGUUUGACUGCAUAUAGGGAUCAGAAUCCUGGCGGGGGUAAGUUCAUGUGCUCCUACUGUGGCCAUAUCUCGAAGAGGCCAGUCUUAGAUUUGCCUGUGCCACCUGGGAUGAGUAACGCCGGGAUUUUGAAGGAUAUUGUUGGGAAGGGUGGGAAAAUAUUAAACGGGAAGGCUUGGUCGGAUAAUGGGUGGUUGUGUGGGCAGGACUGGCUGGAGAAUGGGAAUUGGGGUAGUGGGGCUUUUGCUGGGAAGUCGAGCUACAUAAAGAAAAAUGGUGGUGUCUUAUUUGGUGGGGAUGAUGACCAUUGUUUGGCGGAAAAAUCCUAUUCUCGUGUUUUUAUUUUUGCUUGCAAGGCAUUAACAGCAAUGUUCUUUUCUGUUGCAUGGCUUUGGAGAAAGAUUUUUAGAUUUAGUUCUUCCAGAGAUGAUGCUUCAGUUGAUACAGAAAGCAGAGGAAUGUUGGAUAACCGAGGUGAAAAUGGUGGACAUGGUCAAGAAAGUAGGGGGGAGAAAGCUCGUAGAAAAGCUGAGGAGAAAAGGCAGGCUAGACUAGAGAGGGAGCUACUGGAAGAAGAAGAAAGAAAGCAGAGAGAAGAGGUUGCUAGGUUGGUUGAAGAACGUAGGAGAUUGAGAGAUGAGAAAACAGAAGCUGAAAAAGAGCGUGGUAAAGGAUCUCAGCAAGCUAAGGAAAGGGACUGCAAGAAGGAUUCUGAAAGAAAGAGGCAAGAGAGAAAGAAAGAAAAAGAUAGGGGGUCAAGUAAAAGCAACUCUGAUGCUGAGGAAUUGGAAAAGAGAUCUACCAAGGAGAGUGAGCGAAGCAAGAAAAGUGAAAAUGAUAAGCGGGAAAGCAGAAGUACGCCUGAAAGUAUGAAAUCUCCAGAAGGUGGAUAUGGACUUAAGGGUGCUACAGUAAGUAAUCAUAACAGGGGGAAUGCUGGAACUAGAUACUUGGAUCGCAUGAGGGGCACCUUUCUGUCCUCUUCCAGAGCAUUUGCUGGAGGUAGUUUUUUUGGAAAGGGUGUUAAUGCAUCUACUAUUUCAAGGGAACUGAAGCCUAACACAAUGAUAGAAAAUGCUAAAACUUCUACACACAAGAAAGAUAUACUGCUGACUGACCGGGCUUCAGGGAGAUCAGCCACAACUGGAGAUGAUAAAAGUGCCAGCCGUCCUGUGCUCAUUGAUGCUCAACAAUGUACAGCACCUAAAAAGUCAUGGCAACAACUAUUUACUCGUUCAUCUACCAUUUCCCCACCAUCUAGUUCAAAUGUCAUCAGCAGACCAACAGGAAAGAGUAAAACAGAAGUUCAAAGUCCACCGUUUUCCGGUCAGCUGACCUCUACACAAUCGUUUAACAAUCCAAUCAAUAUCGGAUUGUCAUCACCAUUUAGCUUACCUUCAUUUUCUUUAGGAUCCAGCACUAGCAAUAUAACUCUUCCAAUAUCCUCCGAACCCUUGCUUCCUAUAAUGAAAGGUGCACCACAUGAAUUUUUACCGGAGUCUGAGAUUUUUGAUGACCCCUGUUAUACUCCAGAUCACGGUUAUGUCCCAGAUCCCAUAUCCUUGCUUGGACCUGUUUCUGAAUCACUUGAAAACUUUCAGCUGGACCUAGGCUUUGUGGCAGAUACUGAAAUGAGAAAACCAUCUUCUGUGAGGACUAAUGUUACAACUUCCGAAGUUAACAAGCCAUCACCAAUUGAGUCUCCAUUGUCUCGAUCACGAGUUACAGACGAAAGGCAUGCCAGCUCUUUUCCUUUCCCUAGAACUCCUAAAGCUCAGGGUAAUCCUAAUAAUAUUAGUGACAGUGGAACAUGGCAAAUGUGGAACAGCUCUCCACUUGUACAAGAUAGUCUUGGUUUAGUUGGUGGGCCUAUUAGCUGGCUUCUGCAUCCAGAGAUGAACUUUCCAAGCAAGGAAGACAACAUUCAUCCUGUACCACAGAAGACAAUGGCUUCAUUGUUCAAGAAAGAUGAGCAAAACAUUUAUGGUGCUCACUCUUCUCAGAGUGUUCUAUAUGGAUGUCAGAAUGAUGGAGCUGCCACUACCGGUGCUCCAUGGUUUCCCAAAACUGUGUUUGGGCCAGCAUUAAGUCCUGAAAAUCAAAUUCUGCUGAAGCCUAAAGAAGAUGGUGUUCAGCAUGGCCUGAUUUAUGGAAAUGCUGAUGGCUCUACUACUAACAAUCAGUUUGAAGUCUCUGCUACUAAUUCGUGGUCCAAGAAAGAUUGGGCGGUGCAGGGGGGGUCUCGAGAUGGUAUUGGGAAUUCCCCAAUGAGCAGGCCUCACAUUGGAGGUCUUUACUCCCCUCCAGAUGUACAAUCGCUUUGGUCAUUUGAAUGAUUAGGUUCUAAUAGUCAAAGAAGGGAAAGUGGCAGAUUGUAGGGGGAGAGAGUUGAAUGAAAAUACAACAACAACAACAACUACUACUACUACUACUACCUGGUUUCCCUCUUUCCUUCUUGUAGUGAAAGAGGGAAGUCAGCGGCCUCUUUUUGAGUGGGGGGGAGUAUGUAAUGAAUACCGAACUGAACUGUAUCUUUUCUCUCUCUCUCUCUCUCUCCCUCUCCUUUUUCUGUUAUUUUCCUUUUCUAUAUAAGGGAGAUUUUAGUGGAGCAUGGUGGAGAACUAGUUACAAAUGCAUGCAUGCAUACUUGCUUUGUUGCCUUCCUGUGCCUGUGCCUGUGCCUGUGCCUGUGCCAGUGCCAGUGCCAGUGCCAGGUAGGGUAGGUAUAUGGUAUAUAUAUUUAAUGUUUAACAGCGGCAGCAGGCAGGCAGGCAGGCGGACGAGGAAGGGCUAGUACUUCUUACUAUUAGUAGCAGUAGUACAUUCCUCCUAUGUUUGAUCGGAGGUUGCAAUGGAAGCUCCAAGGGAGGGAGGUGGAGGAUGGAUAAUGAUUAGUGUUAUGCUUGUGCCUCUCCUCCCCUCCCUCUUGCUCUACUAAUUUAUUACUAUACUACUACUACUACUAUUACUACU
Molecule: messenger RNA, 3731 nt
Organism: Andrographis paniculata
Lineage: Eukaryota; Viridiplantae; Streptophyta; Magnoliopsida; Lamiales; Acanthaceae
Product: stress response protein NST1-like
Exons: 4
Coding region: 452-3094 (880 amino acids)
Source: RefSeq, a predicted model, not a curated record